GCGAAAUGCAAAAUGCAAAAUGCAGAGAGACGAAGCACAAGUGUACUGUAACCGUAGACGAUGUGAACCAACCUCUCUCUCCACUGAUUACCACGUGGAACUUUUCAAACGCUUCCUCAUAAUUCACGAACAAAACCCAUGUCAUCAACAUUCAACAACAUUAACAGCAACAAACAAAACAAAACUCCCUCUCUCAACCCCUUUUCCUUUUCCUCAGAUUCUUCUUUUUUCUUUCUUUUCUUUCAAAUUUUGUUGUCUCUUUCUCCCACUCACUUCUUUCCUCAAACAAACAUUGUGAGCCACCCCAUUUUUUUCUCUUCUCUCAAAGGGGAAACCUUCACGGGAGAGAGUUUUUCUGUUGAAGGGUUUUCUCUUUUUCCUUUCUUUCAAUGGAGAGGUGUUAUGGUGAGAAAGGGUACAAGCAGAACUCAAAGAAAAUAGACCUUGGUCUAAAGCUUUCACCUUGUGGUGAGAAUGCAGAAGGAGUGGGGUUGAGAAGGGCAUCAUCAUUAGUGGGUGUGGCAAAUGGGGCCCAGUGGGGCCCACCUCUUAGCAGAUCUUGCUCACUGCCAGCAGAGAGGCUGAGGAGGGUGCCUGCACUCUCACCUCAACUGCUUGCUUGGGUGGCUGCUUCUGCUGUCAAUGUUGUCAACACACCAUCACCACUUCACAAACUCAACCCACACCCAAAUUCUUCUCAGGAUACACUCACAGUCACAGGUGUCUCACACAACAAUCCAUAUAUAGGCCACAGACAAUCAGCCGAAGGAGUCGCUUUGAACAUCCAAACAUCAACCAAGCCAGAAAACGAUUCCACGGCUUCCCAGAAGGCAAUGGCCAAGGAAACUCCACCUAGGCCAGCCAAUACCAAGCCGGAGAAUCCGGCCAAAAGGCAUAAACUGGGGAACUACUGCAGCCUUAAAGGCGAUGUAAUGGAGAUCCUGAGGCAGAUGCCAAGUGUGACUACUACUGGAGAUGGCCCCAAUGGGAGGAGAAUAGAAGGGUUCCUGUACAAGUAUAGGUCUGGUGAAGUGUGCAUUGUUUGUGUGUGCCAUGGUAGCUUCCACACUCCAGCAGAGUUUGUGAUGCAUGCUGGGGGAAAAGAAGUGGCCAACCCCAUGAAGCAUAUCACUGUUUUUUCUAACUCAUUUUAGAGGCAAUGGCAAUGAAUGAAUGGCUUUAAAGUUCAUCCAUCUUGGAAUGUAGAGGCAAGUGGAAACAGUGAAACUAUCUUUGGUUAGUUUAGUUUCCAUUAAUUAUAUUAUCCAUUGUGCUGUGAAAGGAAAUUUUCAUCAAAGGUUGUUGGUACUUUUUGUGAACCUAUGUGAUACAAGGUAAAAACAUGAGAAUUAAUUAUGUGACUUAGGUCAAAACUUUUUUCCCUCA
Cajanus cajan (pigeon pea) is the source of this 1386-nucleotide messenger RNA. Its product is annotated as ninja-family protein 3. The record is from RefSeq and is a predicted model, not a curated record. Gene Ontology annotation, biological process: negative regulation of DNA-templated transcription; signal transduction. NCBI's taxonomy places the organism in Eukaryota, Viridiplantae, Streptophyta, Magnoliopsida, Fabales, Fabaceae. Gene Ontology annotation, cellular component: nucleus.